Messenger RNA from Striga asiatica, 2661 nucleotides. Lineage: Eukaryota; Viridiplantae; Streptophyta; Magnoliopsida; Lamiales; Orobanchaceae. The record is from the annotation of a GenBank genome assembly.
AUGGAAGCUAAUUCUUCUGGUGAGGAUUGCUGUGUGAAAGUAGCAGUUCAUGUGAGGCCGCUUAUUGGAGAUGAGAGGCUUCAAGGCUGUAAAGACUGUGUCACUAUUGUACCUGGGAAACCUCAGAUACAAAUUGGGACCCAUUCAUUUACAUUUGAUCAAGUUUAUGGCAGCAAUGGCUCCCUUUCCACCUCAAUGUACGAAGACUGCGUGGCCCCUCUUGUCGAUGGCUUGUUUCAAGGCUAUAAUGCUACUGUUCUUGCCUAUGGACAGACGGGGUCCGGUAAAACAUAUACCAUGGGCACUAGUCUCAGAGAUGGAAGCCAAGGUGGAAUAAUUCCCAAAGUUAUGAAUGCUUUGUUCAGCAAGAUCGAGACUUUGAAGCAUGAAAUUGAAUUCCAGCUGCAUGUUUCCUUCAUUGAGAUACAUAAAGAAGAAGUAAGAGACCUGCUAGAUCCUGAAUAUUCGACUAACAAACAAGAGACAGCAAACGGACAUGCUGCAAAAGUGGCAAGCCCUGGAAAAGCUCCGAUUCAAAUUCGUGAGACAUCCAGCGGUGUAAUAACUCUUGCAGGGUCCACUGAAUGCAGUGUGAAGACUCUCAAAGAGAUGGCUGAUUGUUUGGAACAAGGGUCUUUAAGCCGAGCAACCGGGAGUACCAACAUGAACAAUCAGUCAAGCCGGUCACAUGCCAUUUUCACCAUCACAAUGGAGCAGAUGCGUAGGGUUCAUCCAGGUUUUGGAAGUGAUGGCAAUCUAAAUGACUGUAUGUCUGAGGAGUAUUUAAGUGCCAAGUUGCAUUUGGUGGAUCUUGCUGGUUCAGAACGUGCCAAGAGAACUGGCUCAGAUGGUUUACGUUUUAAGGAAGAAUUCAUUGGUUGGCUUGAUGAUCAGAUUAAUAGAGAUCCAAUAUCGAGUGAGAUGCUUAAGAUGCGUCAACAGUUGGAAUAUCUACAGGCCGAACUUUGUGCCCGUGGUGGAGGAGUUUCAUUUGAUGAAAUACAAGUUCUAAAAAAUAGAAUUACUUGGCUAGAGGCUACUAAUGAGGAGUUGUCAAAGGAACUCAACUUGUUUCGUAAUGGAAGUGAUUGCAUGAAGCAGCAUGAAGCCGAAAUUAAAGCUUAUGAAGGUGGUGCAAUUAAGGGUGAAGGUCUCAAAAGAGGGUUGCAAAGUAUGGAGUCAUCUGAUUAUAAAAUGAGUGAAGGUGACUCUGGAGAUAUCGAUGAAGAUACAGCAAAAGAGUUGGAGCAUACUUACUUGCAGAAUAGUAUGGAUCAAGAAAUGAGCGAGUUAAAUCGACAAUUGGAGCAGAAAGAGUCACAGAUGAAACUUUUUGGAGGAUAUGACACCACUGCUUUAAAGCAACACUUUGGGAAGAAACUUAUGGAACUUGAGGAGGAAAAAAAAACAGUGCAGCGGGAAAGGGAUCGAUUGUUAGCAGAAGUUGAAAAUCUUUCUGCUAAUUCUGAUGGACAGGCACAAAAAUUGCAAGACAUGCAUGCCCACAAACUAAAAACGCUAGAAGCCCAGAUACAAGAUCUUAAGAAGAAACAAGAGAAUCAGGUUCAACUUCUGAAACAGAAACAGAAGAGCGAUGAAGCCGCUAGAAAGUUGCAAGAGGAAAUACAGUGCAUUAAGGCACAAAAAGUUCAACUACACCAAAAGAUAAAACAAGAAGCUGAGCAAUUCAGACAAUGGAAGGCAUCUAGAGAAAAGGAAUUGCUGCAGUUAAGGAAAGAAGGGAGAAGAAAUGAAUAUGAAAGGCAUAAAUUGCAAGCAUUGAAUCAACGCCAGAAAAUGGUUCUACAGCGAAAAACCGAGGAAGCUGCAUUAGCUACCAAGAGGUUGAAAGAACUUCUAGAAGCACGUAAAUCAUCAACUCGCGACAACUCAGUCAUUAGCAAUGGAAUUGGAACAAACGGGCAGGGCAACGAAAAAUCAUUGCAACGUUGGCUUGAUCAUGAGCUCGAAGUUAUGGUGAACGUUCAUGAAGUUCGUUUCGAGUACGAGAAGCAGAGUCAAGUACGAUCUGCACUAGCUGAUGAAUUGGCUGUUUUAAGGCAAGUUGAUGAAUUUGCUUCAAGAGGUGUUAGCCCUCCAAGAGGCAAAAAUGGUGUUUCUAGGUGUGAAUUGUGGGAAAAAGAAAUGGAAAUCAAUGAGAUGAAAGAGCAGAUGAAGGAAGUUGUUGGCGUUUUACGUCAAAGCGAACUCAGGAGAAAAGAAGUGGAAAAAGAGCUUAAAUAUAGAGAUAAAGCUGCUCCCAUCGCACCGGCAACACCGCCUCAAGUCAACUCUCACAAGCACAAUGCUGAUGACACGAGUGAUCCUUUGUCUCCAAUUCCGGUGCCAGCUCAGAAACAAUUGAAAUAUACUGCAGGAAUUGCAAACGGCUCAGUUAGAGAUUCAGCUGCAUUCAUGGAUCAAACUCGAAAGAUGGUACCUAUUGGCCAGCUGUCGAUGAAAAAAUUAUCACUGGCGAGUCAUGGCGGGAAGCUAUGGAGAUGGAAAAGGAGUCAUCAUCAGUGGUUAUUACAGUUCAAAUGGAAAUGGCAAAAGCCUUGGAGACUUUCCGAGUGGAUUAAGCACAGCGAUGAGACGAUCAUGAGAGCUAAGUCUCGUCCCCAAGCUCUUCCCAAUGUCAUGUAUAGAAAGGGUCGCUAG